UCUCAAACUCCUCCCAAGAGUGGUUUUCUCCUCUAUUCCAAUUUUGAAACCAAGCAUCUGCCCUAUCGACCAAAAACAAACUAGCAAUUCCAAUUCUCUGAUCCAUAGGUACUUUGUAAACCUCAAAAUAUUUCACACAUUUCCGUAGCCAAACCCUAGGUUCCUUUCCCCCAAAAGUAACCAAUUCAAUUUUAGGCAAGAAAGGAUUCAUACCUUCAUUGUUAUAGCUAUUUCCAUAACUUCCUUGAUCCUUCAACUGCUGAUUAACAGGAGGAGUGGGUAACAGUCCCCUGUUCUCGGCUUCUUUAAUACCAGAUCCAGUACCAACUUCCCCAACAACAUCUCCUAUUCCAUUAUCCUUGCUCAAUUUGCUCAUAAAGGCUCUCAUAUCCCCUCGCAAUGCAUCAUUAUUCCUAGCUGACUGAUUAAUUUGCUCCUGCAUUUUCUCCAUCUGAUCUAAGAAACUUCUCAUCUUCUCCUCCAAUUCUGCCAACUUAACCAUCUCAGGACCCACUACAAUAGAUCUAGUCAUUGUUGCGAUCUACGGCAGUGAAUUACCCACUCAAUUUCCCCAUGGCAAGGCUCUGAUACCAAAUGUUAGGAUUGAAACCCUAACAGAGAAGAAUUAGAAGAAUUUAGGAAGGAGGAAGAAGGAGUAGGGAGAGAGUAAUAGAAUCAGAAGAGAGAGAGAAUUGUUAUUUCUUGAGAAAGCAUCAGAAUGCCCUUACAAUGAACUACAAUAGAGUUUAUAACUACUUGACAGCUAUUUGACAACCAUUCUCCCGCCAAUUACAACUCAUACAACUAGCUACUUGACAACUAUUCUCCCUCCACUUACAACUCAUAUAACUAACCCUUAUUCUGCCUCAGUCUUCUUCUCUGAUAUGUAACAGAAUUCUGAUGAAGAAACUGAAAAUGAUUCAGUGAUGAUGGAAGGCAAAAACUUAACAAGAGAACAGAUAGAGGAUGACAUUAAAAAAAUUAAAUCAGCACAUCCUGAAGAUGAGGAAUUUCCAGAUGAAGUGGAAACUCCAUUGGAUAUUCCUGCUAGAAAGCAUUUCGCAAGUAUAGAGGUCUCAAGUCCUUUAGGACUUCUUCAUGGGACCCCAAAGAGUCUCUACCUCCAGAAUAUGCCAGAAUUUUUGCAUUUGAUAAUUUUGCAAGAACACAAAAACUUGUUUUUGCGAAGGCCUUAGAAAUGGACCAAGACAACAGGGAUGACCGAAUACCCACAGGCCAGUAUGCAAGGCUUCACAUCAAGGAGAUACCUUCUGCUGUUGCUACCAAAUUAUGUGUAUUUGCUAAGACAGUGCCUAUAAUUUCAUGUGGCCUUUUGCAGCAAGAGUCUAAGAUGUCUGUUCUUCAUUUUAGCAUUAAAAAGCAUGACACAUAUGAUGCCCCUAUCAAAGCCAAAGAAGAACUUGUAUUUCUUAUUGGUUUCCGGCAAUUUGUUGCGAGGCCAAUAUUUUCCACUGACAACAGUAAUUCAGACAAGCACAAGAUGGAGAGAUUCCUUCAUGCAGGGCGGUUCUCCAUGGCAUCAGUUUAUGCUCCAAUUUGUUUUCCACCUCUUCCUUUGAUAGUCCUAAAGCAUGGAGAAGGAGGUGCUGUCCCCACAGUUGCUGCUGUUGGUUCCUUGAGAAGUAUUGACCCAGACAGGAUAAUACUGAAGAAGAUUAUAUUAACUGGUUACCCCCAACGAGUGUCAAAAUUGAAAGCCUCUGUGCGAUAUAUGUUCCAUAAGCCAGAGGAUGUAAGAUGGUUCAAGCCUGUGGAAAUGUGGACAAAAUGUGGUCGCCGUGGUCGCAUUAAGGAACCUGUUGGGACAAAUGGGGCAAUGAAGUGCGUCUUUAAUGGAGUCCUUCAGCAGCAUGAUACUGUUUGCAUGAGCCUAUACAAACGUGCAUAUGCCAAGUGGCCAGAACAUCGGUUCCCAAUUAUUGAUGCUUGAUCAGACAGUAGCUGAUCUUCAUCUUAUAUUGAUUCUGAAACCCAAUAACUGCGGUGGUUGUUUGUGGGAAUGAAGCUCUAGUUCAGAUAGUCGAUUCAAGUUUCAAUGUUUACUAGGAAGUCAGAAACAUUAGAGUUCUGUGUAUUAUUUGUACCUUCCUCAUUGUAGUUCUGCCAUUGCAACCACCCCCACUCUCUCUCUCU
Molecule: messenger RNA, 2154 nt
Organism: Hevea brasiliensis (rubber tree)
Lineage: Eukaryota; Viridiplantae; Streptophyta; Magnoliopsida; Malpighiales; Euphorbiaceae
Exons: 9
Coding region: 1199-1951 (250 amino acids)
Biological process (GO): maturation of SSU-rRNA from tricistronic rRNA transcript (SSU-rRNA, 5.8S rRNA, LSU-rRNA); endonucleolytic cleavage of tricistronic rRNA transcript (SSU-rRNA, 5.8S rRNA, LSU-rRNA); ribosome biogenesis
Cellular component (GO): preribosome, small subunit precursor
Molecular function (GO): U3 snoRNA binding; GTPase activity; GTP binding
Source: RefSeq, a predicted model, not a curated record